UUAACCAUUAUUUCAAAUUCACAGAAUCCUGUUUGAAACAUUUAAUGAACUUAUAGAAUUAAAUUUCUGCAUGUUGUUUUUUGUUGCAAAAAAAAUCUAGUAUAAUAAUAUUUAAAUUUACAUAUAUUUUUCACGUUUUCAAUGCCAAUUUUGUGUAAUGGCAAAGUUUCCCACUACCCGUGAAUGCCUCUUUUUUAUGUCUCUGGCUGACUCCUUAAUCUCCGCCCAGUCUCUGCUCCAUCCCUGCCGAGUGAACGAGAUCUUUGGUUUUGCCUUUGCUGACUGCUGAUCUGAUCGUCUCAAGUCUGGUGACCUGCUGCAGAAUACCCUCUCCCUCUAUCAUUAACAAGCAAUUCAGUCUGUCCUAUCACUCUCCCUCUCCCUGCUCCAUCUUUUUUGACAAGCCAUUCUAUCUUCUAUCAUUUCUCCGCCAUGAGCUCUAUCUAAGUUGACAAGCUUGAACCUGAGUUGAAACGCAAUCCUGUGACUUGAAAUCAAGUUUUACCAGAAUCUAAGUUUUUGGAAUUGAAGUUACCAGAACUUCGUCGAUCUGUUUUCAGAAUUCUGAGAGAUCUCUGCUCUCACUGCUCCAUCUUUCCUGUCGUUAAACUCUCUCACAUCCAGUCAUUUUGCUGGAAAUCACAAGUAGAAACUUGAAAUUACAGUAGUAGAAUUACACUACAGUAGAACUCACAGUAGAAACUACUUACACAGUCCUACAUUUGUCAUUUUAAUUUUUACAUUACACUUUGGAAUAAACACUGAUAGCUUGGCUUACGUGUGCAGUUACUUUGAUAAAUUAUAUAAAAUACACACCUUUUUCAAGGUUUAUUUGUAAUAAGAUAAUCUGGUUAUUUUGUAAUACAUACAUUCAGACUGUUAUAUUCACAUAGAUAAUAAAUUGGAUUCAAAUAUAUUUUUCAAGUCUGUUUCAUUGGCUAUAACAUUUGACUGCAAGUUUAUACUAUUAUUAUUUAAGGACAAACCCUUUUUUGUCACUCUGUAAGUAUUCAGUUACAAUUGUCAUCUAGAGGCUGCCCUGAGAACCCAGACUUCCUGUUUCCUGACUGCUGCAGAACAUCCAGCUGAAGAAUCUUCAUCGCCUGUCAUCUGAUCACCACACCAUCACUCAUAUUUGCUUAAAGUAUUAGAUAUCUUAAAGAUUUACACAAAGUCUACUUAAAAGUUAAGAGUUUUAUUAUAGACUGUUGAUUGUUGAGAUUUAUUCUGUAUAUUGCUUUACAGAAGUAUAGACCUAUUUGUUAUCCAGUCUGGUUAAAAAAAAUAGAAGUAACAAUAUACAGUUUUUGAAAAAGCUACAAUAAAACUGUUUUUAAAGAACUUUCAAUAAGUUUUAUAUAGAGUUUGUAUUUAAGUCAGCCUUUUACAUCAAUUACAUAGUUAUAAGAACACUUUACCAUUUGUAUAGUUUUACAUUUCUCCAUUUAAUAGAUUAGUUUUUCAGUGUAUACAGGUUGAAUUUUGUUUACAUUUGUGUAUAAAUAUAAGGUCCAGUUUGUACUUGCACAAAAUGCCAAGGAAAGGUCAAAGGUCGCUGUCCCAGAAGCUUAGACGGCAAAAGGAGAAGGAACAGGUAAAUGUUUCUCAGAGUGGUGAGGAGGUAAAGGUGUCUGUUGCAAGUAUUCCCAGUCCAGAAGUGCAGAGCAGUGCUCAGACAGCUGCAGUGUCUUAUGCAGAUGUGGUAAAGAGAGGUGUUUGCUCAUCAUCUGUGCCAAAUGCUAAAGUACAGCAGGUAAUCCAGACUGAACCCCAGGUAACUAUGCAAACGCAGUGUGAUGGAGAAACUCCAGGACCGUCUCAUGUACAGAUUACAAACAGUGAAACUCAUCCACGAGUGAGUAGCAUCUGUGCAUCCCGAAGCCAGGCUUCUGCUAAGUAUGGAAAGUACAGGAAUCAGCAAUGCAUGGCGAACAGUUUGGUUUUCCUCUCAUUCUUACACGAGGAUGAAUUCAUUACCAGAGCCGAUCUUAACCGUGUGUUGGACAAAGGCCAUGCCGUGUAUUCAGAUGCCAGAAAGAGGUUUGUGAACAGCGUGUUUCUAGCCUGUGAUGAGCUUCCCACAGUGGUCACCAGCCGCAGACACGAGUAUCAAGUGGACAUGUCUCAGUUUGCUCAUUAUGGCACAUUUGAUGGUACAGCUCACCUUCCGAGCCUUGAACAGGGACUACAGUGUUUGGCUUCAGCGGUUCGCUAUGCUUUGCUAGUCAUGGGAGGAACAGUCAUUGCAGUUUGCAGGCUGACUUCAGGUGAAUACGCAUACUUUGACCCUCACCCACGACUUGGAUGAGAACAAGAUUUAUGCCAAUCCCGAGGUAACUGCAGCGCUCCAAACCAUGAGACAAGCCAAUGUUGAAGAAAUGAUGCCUCUUCUUCAGGUCAGAGAAACAGCCAGCAGACCUGACACUCUUACACUGAUCCAUCACAAUACGGAGGGU
This is a messenger RNA of Oreochromis niloticus (Nile tilapia), 2456 nucleotides long. RefSeq lists its product as uncharacterized. The coding region runs from base 1532 to 2308 and encodes 258 amino acids. NCBI's taxonomy places the organism in Eukaryota, Metazoa, Chordata, Actinopteri, Cichliformes, Cichlidae. The record is from RefSeq and is a predicted model, not a curated record. The transcript is spliced from 5 exons.